Molecule: messenger RNA, 2241 nt
Organism: Melitaea cinxia (Glanville fritillary)
Lineage: Eukaryota; Metazoa; Arthropoda; Insecta; Lepidoptera; Nymphalidae
Exons: 1
Coding region: 1-2241 (746 amino acids)
Source: RefSeq, a predicted model, not a curated record
AUGACCGAAGCUAGUAGUGUCUCAACGGUUAAUGCAAAGGAGUUGAAGGAUCUAUGCGUAAGACGUAGUUCUGUAAAAGGCCGCAUUACUAAAUUUAAAACUUAUUUGAAUUCUAUUUCCUCGAUUAGUUUGACGUCGCUUCAGAUAGGCGAAUUACAAUUGAAGGUAGAUAAAAUUAAAAAACUGUCGGAUGAUUUUGAUAUGCUACAAUCACGAAUAGAAGUACUUAAUUUUGAGAAUAUGACCAGCGAGCUUAUCGAGCGUGAUAAUAUUGAACAGGAUUUUUGUAUUACUAUUGCAACGGGGUUACAAAUAAUUCAGAAUAAUCAGAAAGACACAAAUAGCACUAGCUCGCCGCGCGAAGAUCAAACUAUUCUUGAACAUUCUUGUUGUAAUCAUGAUCGUCACGAGGUCAACUUUAGGCUUCCACAAAUUCAAAUUGCCAAAUUUGAUGGGUCUUAUUUCAGAUGGUUGGAUUUUCGGGAUUCAUUUUUAUCACUAGUACAUAAUAACGAUAGACUUCAGUCAAUUCAUAAAUUUCAUUAUUUGGUAUCAUAUUUGGAGGGGGAUGCUGCACGUAUAGUUUCUAAUAUUGAAAUAUCCGAGGCAAAUUAUAACGAUGCUUGGCUUUUGCUUUGUGAGCGUUAUGAUAACAAAAAGCAGCUUAUAGCUCAUCACCUCAGUGCUCUUUUUGACAUAAAUACAGUGGCUCGUGAAUCAGAAAGAUCACUUCGAUUUUUGGUAGAUCAUGUAACAAAAAACCUUCGUGCUUUAGCUACUUUAGGCGAACCUACUGACAAGUGGGACACGCUCAUUAUUCAUAUGGUAUCCUCAAAAUUAGACAAUGUUACUAUGGUUAAGUGGCAGGAAUAUCGUAAUACAUUGGAUGAUGUACCCACACUUAAACAAUUUCAUAAAUUCUUAUCCGAUCGUUCAGAUGUACUCGAAAGUUUAAAUCGAAAUAAACCAGAUAAAAUAUUGUCUCAGUCACGACCUGCAAUUCCAUUAAUUCGUAAAAAUAAUUUUGGCGAACGACAAUUGAAAUCUUUUGCAGCCACAAGUCAAAUAAAUUAUCGCUGUGUUCUAUGCAAAGGAGAUCACCGAAUAUAUAAUUGUCCUAUAUUUUUAAGCAAAAAUGUUGAAGAACGAAAAAUUGAAGUUUCUAAGUUAAACUUGUGUCCUAAUUGCUUAAGAUUUGGGCAAUCAAUUCGUGAAUGCCACUUAGGACCUUGCCGUGAGUGUAAUAAGAGACACAAUACUCUUUUGCACAUCACCAAAAACAAAACUAGUUCUAAAAUUCCUACAGUAGAAAACGAUACUAAUUUCAGUAAUAAUCAUUCAUUAGCAAAUUUUUCUAAACAAAACUUUAAUCAAAUCAUAUUGUCUACAGCAUUAAUCAAUGUAACAAAUCCUAAUACAAAUCAAAGCAAAACAGUCCGCGCACUGCUGGACUGUGGCAGCCAAUCUUCAUUUAUUACUCAAUCUCUUAAACAAUCAUUGUCGCUAGAUUCAAAUCCAAUUCAUACAAUCAACGUUAUAGGCAUAGGUAACAACUCUUGUGAUAAAGUCACAGAGUCAUGCAAUUUAAAAUUCAAUUCAUUAGUUAACAAAGAUUUUAGUAUUUCACUUUCAUGUUUAGUACUAAAGAAUCUUUCAGGAGAAAUCCCUAUUCAAUCCAUCAAUAUUCAGCAAUUCAAAUUACAAAAAAACAUUCAGUUAGCAGACCCGACCUUUGAUCAACCCGCACCAGUAGAAAUCAUUAUUGGUGCCGAUGUAUUUUGGGACAUCUUAGGCUCUGAGCAGAAGUCUCUGGGCCCUAAUAAUCCUAAACUAAGAAGUUCCAAGCUAGGGUGGCUGAUCGGAGGCCCUAUCUCUACCUCUACUAAUAAUAUUCAUAAAAGCAAUUAUAAUCAUUGUCUGUCUAACCUAUCUUACUUCAACAAAAUUGAUUCACAAUUAUCUAAAUUUUGGGAAUUAGAAUCAGUUCCCCAAGAUCCAAUAUUAUCUGAUGCAGAUAAAGAAUGCGAAAACCAUUUUAUUCGUCAUACAUACCGUCUCCCCACGGGUAGAUUCUGUGUUAGGCUCCCAUUAGCUAAUACACCCGAUGUGUUGGGCGAUUCUUAUACACUAGCGAAAAGGCGCUUCCUUAAUUUAGAAAAGCGAUUAAAUAAGAAACCAGAAAUGAAAUCACAAUAUAGCAAUUUUAUUCAUGAAUAUGCACAGUUAGGCCAUCUGGAAUAA